CUCUCCCAACCUCUGAGGAGGAGAGCAGGAGGAGAGGAGGAGAGGAGGAGGAGAGCCGGGGGAGGCCGCCGCAGCAGCACAGCCCCAGCUCCGCCGCCACCAUGGCCGCCAAGUUCGCUUCCCUCCUGUGACACUCCCGCAGACUUCUCUAUGGUAGCUCCUCCCUCACGUCUAUGUUAAAAUGACGACAGCAGCGAGGCCAACGUUUGAACCUGCAAGAGGAGGAAGAGGAAAAGGUGAAGGAGACUUAAGUCAGCUCUCCAAACAGUAUUCCAGCAGAGACCUUCCUUCUCACACUAAAAUCAAAUACAGGCAGACCACUCAGGAUGCUCCCGAGGAGCUGCGUAACCGUGAUUUCAGGAGGGAGCUGGAGGAGAGAGAACGGGUUGCUGCCAGAGAAAAGAACAGAGACAGACCAACCAGAGAACACACAACAUCAUCUUCUGUGUCUAAGAAGCCUCGGCUAGACCAGAUUCCUGCAGCAAAUCUUGAUGCAGAUGAUCCACUUACUGAUGAAGAUGAUGAAGAUGAGGACUUGGAAGACAGUGAUGAUGAUGACACUGCAGCUCUUCUGGCUGAACUGGAAAAAAUCAAGAAGGAGCGAGCUGAGGAACAGGCUCGAAAGGAACAAGAGCAAAAAGCUGAAGAAGAAAGAAUUCGGAUGGAGAACAUUCUGAGUGGGAACCCCCUGCUGAACCUCACUGGCCCAGCACAGCCUCAGGCAAACUUCAAAGUGAAGAGGAGGUGGGAUGAUGAUGUUGUCUUUAAGAAUUGUGCCAAAGGAAUAGAUGAAACAAAAAAGGACAAAAGAUUCGUGAAUGAUACUCUGAGAUCAGAAUUUCACAAAAAAUUCAUGGAAAAAUAUAUCAAGUAAUACAGUUCUGUGUGCAGUGGUGCUGAAGGACUUGGAAGGUCAUGGUUGUUCCCUCCCUCUCCCUCCGAAUUCAAAGAUGAAUACUUGGUCAUGAAUUCCCAAAUGCUUUUCCAAGAUCAUCAACAGCUUCAUAAUUAGUAAUUGCUGUGUACCUGGAGGUUUUAUUCCUGAAGUGUGUUUUUAAGUUUUCAUUAAACCAGUUUGUGUAUCAUGAAUGUUUUUCUUUUCACGUGCAUUUACUUUCACUGGCCACCUUGUAAAUGGUAGAAGUUUGGUUUGCAGUAGAUACUUCUAAUUGUUCAAAUUGCUUUCCAAAAGAACCUGUAUUUGUAGUGAUGGUGGUUUGUACCUUAGGCAAUUUAAAUGUCAGUAUUAGCAAAGAUGCAGAACAGCUGAGUAUGAUAAGCAGUGUGAACAGGAGAGACCUAUACUUUCUGUAGUAAACUGGAUUUCCUCUUAACAGCUUGUUAGAAACUUGGUUAAUAAUCUUCUUUUUCAGUUUCUUCUCAGUGUGAUCCAAGGAAAGCCUUUGGAGGGGUAGCUCCAGGUUCUUAGCAGCCCUGCUUUCUGGGCUCUCUUGGCUCAGCACUGCUGAGAAGGUGAACUUUGAGAGGGAAAAGCUCUGUGGAACCAUGUUGUUUGUGGGUUUUUUCCUCAAUAAACCAUUGCAGUGCUCAA
Molecule: messenger RNA, 1552 nt
Organism: Calypte anna (Anna's hummingbird)
Lineage: Eukaryota; Metazoa; Chordata; Aves; Apodiformes; Trochilidae
Gene: CWC15
Product: CWC15 spliceosome associated protein homolog
Exons: 7
Coding region: 182-874 (230 amino acids)
Biological process (GO): mRNA cis splicing, via spliceosome
Cellular component (GO): catalytic step 2 spliceosome
Molecular function (GO): RNA binding
Source: RefSeq, a predicted model, not a curated record